CAUUUCCAACAACAGCCUACAAAAUACAUUGCAAUUUUAUUAUUAGUCUGAAACAAACACGAAACAUAGAUCUAGAUAAAAAAAACUAAAAAAAAAAACCAAACAGCUUUACCUUUAAAAAAGUUAGAUCUAGAUCUAGAUUCUAGAUUCUAUAUACAUUUAAAUUUUAUAGCAAGUCUACCAGUUGAUAUUAUGAAUAUUUAUUUUAAGCGGUUCUAAACUUUCGCUUACGGAAUUUAUCAUUUAAGUUUGUUUUCGAUUAGCAAUAGCAGUCAUCGCUGAUUAGUGAUUACUGUAGUGUACUGUUGUUUCUAGAUCCUAGAUCUAAUCUAGAUCUAUAUCAGAUCUAGAUCUAGAAUUGUAUCUGACAACGCAGCGGCCUAUUAAAAGAAGUUGUAAUAAUGCAUUAAUUAUCUAUCAAUACUAGAUCUAUCUACUCUAGAUCUAGUAGGCCUAAUAAUAAAAUUAAUAAUGACAGUCUGAAUCUGAAUGAAAUUGAAAUCAUAUCGGCAGCAAAGUGCGCAGCUAACUCAGCUAAGCUACCAAUACUACCAAUGAUUUGGACCAAUGUUAUAAUAAUAAUUAUAAAUUAACAAAAAAAAAUAACAACUCACAAAUAAGCAGUGACCACUAAACUCUAAAAGUCUAAGCUUAAUAAAAAAUUAAAUCAUCAUGGACGUAGAUGGAAAUGAUGAGGAACUUUUUGAAGUUCAGACACAGUACCAACGUCAACAGAACUUAACAGUGCGAUUGACAUCUCAUUCUUAUGUUAAGCAACCCAUUUCAGGACCUCAGACACUUCCACCACCAUCUCAGUCACUGGAAGUGUCUUUUGUAACAGCUAAUGCUAAUACAUCACAAGUGCAAGCUAGCACGAGCCCUACACAGACAAACCUUGAAUUGAACAUUAGUUCCACUUUUCCAUUGAAAGUUUCUUGCCACGAUAAUGUGUCCUCAUCAAAAUGUGAUUUAAAGAUUCAUCACCCCUCUACAGAGCCUCCAUCCCAUGAAACAAUGGUGCCUAUUGUCCCUGUAUUAAUUUUUGAUUCUACUAAAUUAAAGCCCAUCGAUUUCAGUGUUCCUAUGCCAGUGUCGACUAUUUCAUUUGGUCAUUCCUCCCAUUGUCCAUCCAGUGAGUUCUACCCAUCACAUGGGCUAAAAUCACGAUCUUUGGUAGCAGGCUCACAUAUAAAAAAUCAGAUGCGACUUGCCAGAAGGAAUGCCUUAACUAAUUUAGGACUUCUCGAAUUUAAUGAAAAAAGAAAACUGUUUACUGCUGUUAGAAAUGGAGAUGUUGAAGAAGUUUCAACUUUGCUCCACAAUUGUGUUCAUGCUAAUGCAUCUGACAACAAGAGAAGAACAGCCUUGCAUAUUGCAAGUUCGCUGGGACUGGAGCAUAUAGUGAGCCUGUUAAUUUCUGCAAGAGCUGAUCCCAAUCGUCAGGAUAUUCUAGGCAAUACACCUCUCCAUUUGGCUGUUUGUAGGGGUGAUUCGAAAAUUGUAAGGUUAUUAAUUGGGUCUGGUGCAAAUAUUCACCUCAAAGACAAUUUGGGACAAACUCCAUUAUGCAUUGUGCGGUCAAGACUUAGCACUCUUAGGAAAGACAAAAGUAUUUCGACAGAUAAACUUAUCAAUGAAUGCCAAAUGAUCAGCAGCAUUCUAAAAGUGCACUGUAAAGCAGAGUCAGCUGGUGAGAUCCCAGUGGACACGCUGUGUAACAUGAUGGAGGCUGUGUCAACACGGGAGCAAGCUGACCAGAUUGCUGACCUCAUGAUAAACCAAAUGUCGGACCUGUGCAUUGACAAGGAAAAAGUAGACAAAUCCUGUACAAAGCCUUUUUUUGGGCAUUCCAUUUUGUAGCAGAGUUCCACAAAUGUGUGUUGUUUUCAAUUUGAAUUUUUUUUUAAUGCUCAUGGCUCUAGGUUAGAUCUUAAACUUAAUGAAAAUACACUGUUUUGUGUUCUCAUGUAAUUAAUAUUUGUAUUUAACAUAUAUUUGCAAAUGGCUCUCAUUAGCCAUACUUUCUUUGGUUGAUUGGAAAAAUGUGGUUUAUUAAUUGCCAAUUAUUUUACGAACAGUUAAUAAAACUGCCGUAUAUAUUAACUGUCGAUUGUAUUUUCAGUUUGAGAUCAUAUGAUCUAUUGAGACUAUGGUAUAAAACAUAAUUCACCUGUCAUUGUGGUGGGGUCAUGUUACAGCUGAGUUCAGGGACCUUCUUGUUGUGGCUUUACAAAGGUUUUGUAUGGAUCCUAGGAGCAAUGGGUCUAUCUGCUGAACUCUUUUUUUUUCAGGUUCCCCACAGAAGCUCAUUUAACUGUAACUCAUAAGUACUGUGGGUUUUAACUAAUUUUCUUCUCAUCAAUAUUGUAUUAACAAGAAUACAAAUAAAAUUACAAUCUGACAAAGAUAUCAAAACAUAUUUGUUUUAUUAACCCAAUU
Physella acuta is the source of this 2439-nucleotide messenger RNA. RefSeq names its product ankyrin repeat domain-containing protein 1. NCBI's taxonomy places the organism in Eukaryota, Metazoa, Mollusca, Gastropoda, Physidae. The record is from RefSeq and is a predicted model, not a curated record. Gene Ontology annotation, molecular function: protein binding.